UUUUCGAUCUGCUCUGUCCACUCUCCUUCAGUAGACAGACAGUAAUAGUACUCUUCUUGAUCAGUCUAUUUACUCCCACUACAGAUUUCCCAAAUUCUUCAAAAUUAGGGUUUCCAAGUUUAGGGUUUGCCUAAGCAAACAAUGGCAGACGAAGAAAAAUCAAAAGAUUUGACAGCAAUGGUUGAAGUUUUAUGGAGUAGUGAUGAUGAUAACGAAGAAGCUCAAGUACAACCAGCAAAUGUUGAUGAAAUGGAAGUAGAUCUAAGUUCAUUAUUUCAUUCACCAACAAAAGUAGAUGUAUUCUCUUCUUUCAAAACAUCUAACGGUGGAAGCGUUUCGGAAAAAGCAUCUACUUCUACAUUCACUGAUCAAGAGCCAAUUAACUUGAGUGAAGAGUUUUUGAAUAAGUUUUGUAAAGAUAUUUCUGUAUCUUUUUUCGAAGAAUAUGGUCUGAUUAAUCAUCAGAUCGAGUCGUACAAUCAGUUCGUGGAGCAUGGCAUCCAGAAGCUGUUUGAUUCUAUUCCCAUGAUAACUGUUGAACCUGGGUUUGAUCCAUCAAAAAAGGGUGAAGGGGAAUGGAAAUAUGCUAAUGUUUCCUUCGGGAAAGUGAUGUUGGAUAAACCCAUGUUUUGGACCGGGGAGAAGUUUAGUAAAGAUGAUAACAAGGAGAAGUAUUUGAAGUUGUUUCCUAGACAUGCACGGCUUCAGAAUAUGACUUACUCGGCCAGAAUGAAAGUUUCCGUUAAACUGGAGGUUUACACGCAGAAUCUUAUGAAGACUGAUAAAUUCAAAUCCGGUAAAGAACAUUCUGUUCAAAAACAAGUCAUCAGUGAAGACGAAAGGGAUGUUGUAAUUGGUAGAAUUCCGGUGAUGGUGAAGUCUAAUAUGUGUUGGUUGAAUGGCCUCGACAAAAAUGAUUGUGAUUUCGAUCAGGGAGGUUAUUUUGUGGUCAAGGGUGCAGAAAAGGCAUUUAUCGCUCAAGAACAAUUAUGCUUGAAUAGACUAUGGGUUUAUCAAAGUCCAACCUGGCUGGUUCAAUAUAGAUCUGACUCUGAAGUGAAUAAGAGGCGAAGGGUUAAAAUUGAAAUAGAUGAUGCACCAACUGGCGAGGACCAAUAUUUUCAUGGCGGGAAAGUCCUUACCAUGCACUUCAUGAGUUGCAAGAUUCCUCUUUGGAUUGUCUUUUUUGCACUUGGAAUGUCCAGUGAUAAAGAAAUUGUGGAUACGAUUGAGGUUGAUAUUAGCGACGCUCGCACCGUAAACAUUCUCCUUGCCACUAUCAAUAAUGCUGAAAAGGCAUGUCAAGCUUUCAGUAAAGAGCGUGAAGCCCUCAAGUAUAUGGAUGAGCAGAUUAAAAACACAAAAUUUCCACCUGUAGAGGAGAUUGAGGAGGUCAUCGAUAAAUAUUUAUUUCCUCAUCUAAAUGGCCCAAAACAGAAGGCUGUAUUCCUUGGUUAUAUGGUAAAAUAUCUUUUUUUAUGUUACACGGGGAGAAGGAAAUGUGAAAAUAGGGAUGAUUUUCGUAACAAAAGGUUAGGUUUAGCUGGUGAGUUACUUGAAAGAGAGAUGCGAGCACAUAUCAAUCAUGCGAAGAGGAAGAUGGCCAGAGAUAUGCAGAAAGAUUUGUAUGGAGACCGUCCUAUGAAGCCAAUUGAUUAUUAUCUUGAUGCUUCGAUCAUCACAAAUGGUCUCAGCAGAGCUUUUUCUACUGGGCAUUGGACCCAUCCAUUUAAGAAAAGCGAAAAAAUUGCUGGUGUUGUUGCGAACCUUAGACGCUUAAAUCCGCUGCAAAUGACAUCUGAUUUGAGAAAAACACGUCAGCAGGUCGGAUAUGUGGGGAAGGGAGGAGAUGCCAGAUUCCCAAAUCCUUCUCACUGGGGAAAGUUGUGUUUUCUUUCUACUCCGGAUGGGGAAAAAUGUGGGCUUGUAAAGAAUAUGGCGAUCACUGGACUUGUCUCCACAAAUCUGAUGGAGCCAUUGAAUGAUAAGCUUUUUGAUUGUGGAAUGGAGAAGCUUGUAGAUGACGCAUUUUCUGCCUCAUGGAAAGGAAAGGAUAAAGUCUUUGUGAAUGGAAACUGGGUUGGAGUGUGUGAUGAUCCGCUUUCAUUUGUGACAGAUCUAAAACACAGUCGUCGCAGCAAGAGAAUCCCACCACAGGUGGAAAUUAAAUGGGAUCGGAAGCAUGGAGAAGUUCGUAUAUUUUCUGAUGCUGGGAGAAUCCUUAGACCACUUCUCAUUGUUGAGAAUAUAAAGAAGAUCAAAUUGGUGAAAGGGGGUUACAAUUUCCAAUCUCUUCUGGAUGAAGGAAUUGUAGAACUGAUAGGGGUCGAAGAAGAAGAGGACUGCCAAACCGCAUGGGGCAUCAAAUAUCUCUUUCUGGGAGAAAAAGAACAGCCGCCUAUAAAUUAUACGCACUGUGAGCUUGACCUUUCAUUCCUGUUGGGUUUAAGCUGUGGCAUCAUUCCGUUUGCAAACCAUGACCAUGCUAGGAGAGUCCUUUAUCAAUCUGAGAAGCACUCCCAGCAGGCACUUGGGUACUCGACAACAAACCCCAAUAUUAGAGUUGACACACUGUCACAGCAGCUUUAUUAUCCACAGAGACCACUUUUCAGGACCAUGAUCUCAGAUUGUCUCGGACUUCCAGCAUUUCCUCAGGGUCAAAAUGGGGUUCUCGCCAAGCCAGAGUAUUUUAAUGGACAGAAUGCUAUUGUGGCAGUAAAUGUUCAUCAUGGUUACAACCAAGAAGAUUCUUUGGUGAUGAAUCGAGCUUCUUUAGAGCGUGGAAUGUUUCGAACAGAGCACGUUAGGAGUUACAAAGCUGAAGUUGACAACAUGGAGUUAUUCGAGGCGAAAAGGCUAAAAGUAAAGGAUAGAGUUGAUUUUGGUAAAUCGCAAAGCAAAAUUGGACGUGUUGACAGCUUGGACGAUGAUGGGUUUCCGUACAUUGGUGCAAACCUUCAAACUGGAGAUAUUGUCAUAGGUAGGUGUGCAGAAUCUGGGACAGAUCAUAGCAUCAAGUUGAAGCAUACGGAGAAAGGGAAAGUACAAAAAGUAGUGUUGACUGCGAAUGACGAGGGGCAGAACUUUGCUGUUGUUUCUCUGCGUCAGAUCCGAUCACCAAUUCUUGGAGAUAAGUUCUCUAGUAUGCAUGGUCAAAAGGGAGUGGUUGGUCUGUUAGAAUCUCAGGAGAAUUUUCCAUUCACACAUCAAGGGAUAGUUCCAGAUAUUGUGAUCAACCCACAUGCUUUUCCUACUCGACAAACUCCUGGCCAGCUACUUGAGGCAGCUUUAGGAAAAGGAAUUGCUUGUGGAGGUUCAGUUAGAUAUGCUACCCCUUUCACUACUCCUUCUAUCGAUGAGAUAACAAAUCAGUUGCACAGGGCUGGGUUUUCAAGAUGGGGAAGUGAGAGAGUCUAUAAUGGCCAAAGCGGAGAAAUGAUGCGUUCUUUGAUCUUCAUGGGGCCCACAUUUUACCAGAGGUUGAAUCACAUGGCAGAAGAUAAAGUGAAAUAUAGGAACACGGGUCCCGUGCAUCCUCUCACUCGUCAACCUGUAGCAGAUAGGAAGCGUUUUGGUGGGGUGAAGUUUGGGGAGAUGGAGAGAGAUUGCCUUCUCGCCCAUGGUGCUUCUGCUAACCUGCAUGAACGUCUUUUCACACUUAGUGAUUUCUCACAGAUGCAUGUCUGCAACAAAUGUGACAACAUUGCGAAUGUGAUACAGCGAUCUGUUCAAGGGGGUAAUUCUAAGCUCAGGGGUGCUUAUUGUCGCUUUUGUGACUCUGCAGAAAAUAUAGUGAAGGUGAGCCUACCAUAUGGAGCUAAAUUACUUUGUCAAGAGCUUUUUAGCAUGGGAAUAUGUGUCAAGUUUGGCACCGAGUAUUGUUGAGUUCGAGUGAGAGCUUUUUAGCAUGGGAAUAUGUGUCAAGUUUGGCACCGAGUAUUGUUGAGUUCGAGUGAAGGCCUUUCCUCUGUUCCUUGGCAUAUUUUGUGGAUUUGUAUGUAUGGAUUUCUGAAAAUGUUGACUUAGCAGUAGAAAUUCGGUUAUGCGAUGUUGAUAUAUGUAAUACGCUAAACUCUGUUCUGGUAAUAGAAGACUCUAUAUUAACUUCUCUUUUGUA
Molecule: messenger RNA, 4117 nt
Organism: Papaver somniferum (opium poppy)
Lineage: Eukaryota; Viridiplantae; Streptophyta; Magnoliopsida; Ranunculales; Papaveraceae
Product: DNA-directed RNA polymerases IV and V subunit 2-like
Exons: 8
Coding region: 142-3885 (1247 amino acids)
Biological process (GO): DNA-templated transcription
Cellular component (GO): RNA polymerase II, core complex
Molecular function (GO): ribonucleoside binding; DNA-directed RNA polymerase activity; DNA binding
Source: RefSeq, a predicted model, not a curated record